Messenger RNA from Carassius gibelio (silver crucian carp), 4371 nucleotides. It is a transcript of the gene bbs4, whose product is annotated as Bardet-Biedl syndrome 4. The coding region runs from base 83 to 1696 and encodes 537 amino acids. Gene Ontology annotation, biological process: protein localization to cilium; cilium assembly. Gene Ontology annotation, molecular function: protein binding. Gene Ontology annotation, cellular component: ciliary basal body. The transcript has 16 exons. Lineage: Eukaryota; Metazoa; Chordata; Actinopteri; Cypriniformes; Cyprinidae. The record is from RefSeq and is a predicted model, not a curated record.
AGAGAGUUUACGUGAUGACGAACGUCGCGGUGUUGCCAUAGCGACAGAAGCGUCCGCCGGAAGUGAGGAGGAACGGAACGCGAUGGCGGACGACGCGAUAAAAACGGAUGUGCAGCUGCCUGUGGCCACAGACCUGAAGAAACCUCGUCCAAAGAAAGCUCCUGAGCUUCCGAUCCUGGAGAGGAGAAACUGGCUUAUACAUCUGCAUUAUAUCCGCAAAGAUUAUGAGACCUGCAAGGCCAUUAUUAAAGAACAGCUGCAUGAAACUCAAGGCAUGUGUGAAUAUGCUGUGUAUGUGCAAGCUCUGAUCAUGCGGUUAGAGGGGAAGAUCCAGCAGUCUCUGGAGUUGUUCCAGGGUUGUGCCAUCCUCAACCCCAAAAGCUCAGACAACCUCAAGCAAGUGGCACGAUCCCUUUUCCUGUUAGGGAAGCACAAAGCAGCUAUCGAGGUUUAUAAUGAAGCAGCACGUCUCAAUCAGAAAGACUGGGAAAUCAGCCAUAAUCUGGGCGUUUGCUACAUCUACACCAAAGACUUCAGGAGUGCCGAAGAACAGUUAAACUUGGCAUUGCAGCUGAAUAAACACGAUCUGACCUACAUGAUGCUGGGAAAGAUCCACUUACUGCAGGGCGACACAGAGAAAGCCACUGACGUCUACAAGAGCGCCGUGGAAUUCUCUCCGGAGAACACGGAGCUGUUGACUACACUGGGACUGCUGUACAUGCAGCUUGGGAAAUACCAGAAAGCUUUUGAGCACCUCGGAAACGCUUUGACAUACGACCCCAAUAACUUCAAGGCCAUCCUCGCGGCCGGCAGUAUGAUGCAGACUCAUGGAGAUUAUGACGUGGCCAUGAAUAAGUACCGUGUGGCGGCGUACUCCGUCCCUGAGAGCCCACCGCUCUGGAAUAACAUUGGGAUGUGCUUCUUUGGCAAAAAGAAAUACGUGGCUGCCAUCAGCUGUCUGAAGAGGGCAAACUAUCUGUCUCCGUUUGAUUGGAAGAUCCUGUAUAAUCUGGGUUUGGUUCAUCUCACCAUGCAGCAGUACGCAUCAGCUUUCCACUUUCUGAGCGCCGCCAUCAACCUGCGGCCGCGCAUGAGCGAACUCUACAUGCUACUGGCCGUUGCUCUGACCAAUCUGGACGACGCAGAUAACGCCCGCAGGUCUUACGAGCAGGCGGUCCAGCUGGAUGAAUCGAACCUGCUGGUGAACCUGAACUUUGCGGUGUUCCUGUAUAAUCAGGGCGAUAAGAAGGCCGCCCUGCUGCAGUUUCAAGAGAUGGAGAUAAAAGUCAACUCUCAGGUUGACAGUAACAUUAACACUGAGUUUGACCCAGAGCUGGUUGAAAUGGCUCAGAAACUGGGCGCCGCUCUGCAGGCGGGUGAGAACCUGUACUGGAGCAAACCGGGCAAAGACAGCAAGACCAGCCAGCGGUCAUCCUCCAGCAAACCCAGCAGCUCCCAGCAGCCCCUGGGCACCAACCAGGCCCUCGGUCAGGCCAUGUCUUCAGCCGCAGGCUACAGCAAGAGCAUGCAGAUCACUGCAGAGCCCGAAGCGGACGUGAGCAGCGCCCCGUCUCCCCCUACAGUCGAUCCCGGAGAGCCUGAGCCUGAGCCCGAGGACGAGGACGAGGUAGAGGAGACAGCCGAACCGGACAAACUCAAAGAGAAGAAGAGUAAACCCAAAGCAGUGGCUGAAUAGAGCUCAAACUAGAUCCAAGGCUGAAGAGGUUUAUCAGAACUUAUCAGUACACAGCGUUUAUAUAUAGUGGAAUUAGAGUUACAAUGGCAGAUCUUUAGAUGUCUGUUUGAAUGGUGCAUUAUAUUAAUGUAGACAGUUCAUUUGUGUCUUUCCACCUUUAGAAAAAAUAGAACUGCAUAAGAAGUGUUGCAUAAAAAGCAUGUCCUUGUUUUGUCUUUUAACUGAAUGAAAUCCAAUACUAUUUUUUAUUUAAUUUUUGCUCAUUUUGAGAUGCUGGUUCCAGAAAUAGUGCCAAGCAUAUCACAUUUUCGCACAAAAAAAUAAGAGCAUUCUGGCUUUUGACAACUAUUUGUAAGGUGAAGAAUUAUUUUAUCAUAUCAUAACCGGCAGAAAAACUGCCUCAAAUACAUGAUUCCUGUCUUCAUCUGACACAGAUCACAACUGUUUGUUAAAUGUUCAGCACUUUCUUACGUGUAUGAAUGAUUGUGAAUUCAUUGUUUUAUGAUUCAUCCUGAUUUCAACUUUUACACUUCUUUGCAGUCUGUCGUUCAAAUAAUACAUUUAAAAAAGAAAAUAUAUAUUUUUUGGGGGGUUAUUAAAAACUUUUGGCUUGAUUUUUUUUAAGUAAAUUAAAUAAGUAAUUUAAAUAUUAAUUAAUAAAAAAUAAAAGUUUUAUAUAUAUAUAUAUAUAUAUUUUUUUUUUUUUUUAGCAUCAUUAAAUUGGGUAAUAUUUGGAUUUAUUUUUAAGAUUCGGGUCUGUGUAAUACAAAGAAACGGAGUCAUUUUAUAUCCAGUACAGAAGUGUUUUAUUUAUAUAAAAAUAUUCCAUACUCAAGUUAACAGAGCUAUUAUUUCUAGUCUCAACAUUUAUGAUUGAAGGACGUUUUGCCCAGUAACUCUUAAAGACUUUGUUGCAUAAUCACGUGUGCAAACUAGAACCCUAAAACAUUUGAUCUAGUCAAAAUAAGUUUCAUGAAUGUGAACUUUCUGUUAGUUUCUCACACCACGACUCAACGUUUGCAGCAUCUGAACAAGAAAACCUUUCAAGUCCCCUCUUUUGUUGGUUUGAGAAACUAACAGCAUCAAUAAUGUAGUGUUACAGAAAUACAGUACAAAACACGAUCCAUGAGGUUCAUGAUCCGAGGCAUUUCUCACAGCUAUUGCCUCAUUCAGGAAACACAAACACAAUUGUGUGAAAAGUGUUCAUAAAACCAUUCGUGGCUCAUUUCUAAAACUGCAUUAGUUAAAAAGCCUCAAAAUGGGUUUAAUGCUGGUUUAAGACAGAUGAAAAUUCACAGAGAUUAAUUAGUACAUCUCAAAUAAAACAAUAAAAAUCAUACGUCAGAAGUGUUUGGAUGGUACAUGGUAACUUCAUGACUCAUAAGAAUAAAUGACAGAUUCAUUAUGUGUAACCUUUAAAAACAGGAAGCAUCAUAAAUCACAACAGUCGUCAUUAAUGCCACCUACACUACAUACAGACCAAACCAGAACGAAUGGGAAAUAUUUACCAUUUCUCUUAUUAUAUACAAAUAAUGCUGGCUCCAAUUUACAAAAACCUACAGCUAGAUUCCCAUCUUGAAGAACAUUAAGAUUAAGACGAGAAUAAUGAAUGGUAUUUAAUCAUAUGUGCAGUAAAUGAUGGCCACAAUCCCGAGAGGUAAACUGAUGAUCUAAACUAUUAACUAAUAUUUAGGAAUUAUUUUGACUUUAGAUUGACCCUGGAAUCAUUUGUUUUUAAUUUCAUUAUGUUAAGAGAACUUAAGGAAGCAUGUUUCUGCCAGUGAAUAAAAAAUGAAAAGAGGUAAUUGCCAGUUUACAUCUCGGAAUUCUGACUUUUUUUUCACAAUUCCGUGUUUACAUCUCGGAAUUCUGACUUUUUUCAAAAUUCCGUGUUUACAUCUCGGAAUUCUGACUUUUUUCAAAAUUCCGUGUUUACAUCUCGGAAUUCUGACUUUUUUUCACAAUUCAGUGUUUACAUCUCGGAAUUUUGACUUUUUUCACAAUUCCAUGUUUACAUCUCGGAAUUCUGACUUUUUUCACGAUUCCGUGUUUACAUCUCGGAAUUCUGACUUUUUUUUUCACGAUUCCGUGUUUACAUCUCGGAAUUCUGACUUUUUUCGUAGUUGGCAGUUUAUAUCUUGCAAAUCCUGACUUUUUCCGCAAAACUGCGAUUUUAUAUCACAAAAUUCUGUCUUUAUCUCGCAGUUCAGAGAAAAAAAGUCGCAAUUACUUUUUUAGUUUUUAUUCAGUGGCAGUAAUAUGCUUCCAUAAGAACUUAAUGUUACUUAGCUUAAGGGAAAAAUAAUGCAUCACUGGAUAAACCUGGUAAACCUGAUGGGCUUCCGGUUCUGCUACUAAUUAACAUUCAUAACCCAAAUAAAGGAGUGUUUGGAAGUACAAUGGAGAUUUGGGACGUUUAAGACUCUAAAAUCAUUCUCUCGUUCGCUUUCAUUCGUCCCAAUAGCAGCUGCAGGUCUUGUACACCUGUUAACCAGAGUAUGAUCUCCUCUUAUUAUAGUUUUAAAAAAGUUCUUCCAGAAAUACAAAUUCUGUCAUCAUUUACUCACCGAAAACGGAGUUUGACUUCUGGACAAUUUCUAAUGUAAUAAAGAAGGUCGUUUAGGUUUAAAGGUGAGCAAAUUAUGACAGAAUGUUCAUCUUUGUUUAAAGAACCU